Molecule: messenger RNA, 3278 nt
Organism: Protopterus annectens (West African lungfish)
Lineage: Eukaryota; Metazoa; Chordata; Ceratodontiformes; Protopteridae
Gene: BLOC1S2
Product: biogenesis of lysosomal organelles complex 1 subunit 2
Exons: 5
Coding region: 42-575 (177 amino acids)
Biological process (GO): lysosome localization; endosomal transport
Cellular component (GO): BLOC-1 complex; BORC complex; gamma-tubulin complex
Molecular function (GO): gamma-tubulin binding
Source: RefSeq, a predicted model, not a curated record
AUUGCGGGUCAGAUGGUCAUGUGAUACUGCAUUGUAGGAAGAUGGCUUCUGAAGAGAAGACACUUGCGGAAGUUGUUGCUGAGGGUGAUGCUGCUGCUAAGAGUCAGACUUCGGAUGUGCUUCUUAGUGCAGGGGAUGCAAUGAGGAUACCGGCAGUGAAUGCAGAAGGGGGAUCAGCUGCCUUUGGUGCUCGCAAGUCAGAAGAUGCUGGAGUGGAGACUGCAGAGGAGGCAACAGAACCUGCUGAUCCAGACAUAGACGAGCUCUGUAGGGAUAUGUUCAGCAAGAUGGCUGUGUAUUUACAAGGAGAACUUACAGCAACCUGUGAAGAUUACAAACUUUUGGAAAACAUGAACCACUUGACAAGCUUGAAGUACAAGGAAAUGAAAGAAAUUUCCAUAAAUAUCAGCCGCAACCUUAAGGAUUUGAAUAGUAAAUAUACCAAUCUGCUGCCCUAUCUGGAACAGAUAAGUCAGAUUGAAGAACAGGUGUCGGUACUGGAACAGGCAGCUUACAAACUGGAUGCAUACUCCAAGAAACUGGAAGCAAAAUUUAAAAAGCUGGAAAAAAGAUGAGCUGUACUGCUGUAAGAAGCAAAGACUGACAUUUAGUUCUUUGAGUGCCUUGUUUGCAUGUUGUUGAAGCUCUGGACAAGGACAAGAAGCUGGACUGUUACACUGAAGAUCUCUGCAAGCACAGAUAGUGAUGUCAGGAAAACCACGGAUUGUGAUUCUGCUUUGUGCGCAGAUUGUGAGAUAGUAGAUUGUGCAUGUCUCUGUCUCUACUUUGGGGAGAUGGGGGUCUUUCUGUCCCCAAUCCCGUAUCUAUUGAACUGGAUGAUUUUUUUUCUCCUCUAGAGAAGGAGGAUAUUUCUGAAGAGAAAACAGGAUAAUUUCAUUUGGUGUGUGUGCAAGUGUGUGUGCAAGUAAAUGUGAGCACGUGCCUGCGUCUCCUUUUUAGUGCCUAGAAGUACCCUGCUUGAUGAUGAAACUGGAGGUCUUAUUGGCUGGCAGAAGCACGCCAGAUUAGCACUUUAGUUGGCACUGCCCGUUUGUAAUACCCAAUGCACUCCUCUUCCUGUUGUGAACUGAACACAGAUUUAAUAGUGCAGGAAUGUUAUAUACUGUCAGAUACAACUUUUGUGUAAUCAGCAGUUGGGGCAACAUGAGGACACAGUUACUUUACUGCUUUAAGUCUAUUGGUUAAUGCAGACUUCAUUACUGUUCACCUGGAGUAAUUUUCUAUCUGCCCUUGGUGUUUUGCAGAUAAUUUAGUUCCCUUUCUGCUCUCAAAACAGAGAUGCUCAAUUUAAGCUGCCCCAAAUCAUCUAUUUUAUAAUGCAUUUCCUUCUAAGUUUAUAGCUGAAAAAACUCCACAAGGAUUAAUUUGCCUAAUAAGAAAAGCAAUCUCAGUUUUUACUAUUUCUGUGCACUGCAUUUCAUUUCAGAACAAAGUAGCAGCAACUAUACCUUUUGCAAAGCACUCCUUUCUGUGCUGUAUACAGCUUCAUGUCACAAUUUAUUUUUGUGUUUCUUUGUACCCCCGGUUGUUAGUGUUUGUGGAUGUCUUCCUGCAUCACUGUUGCAAUAUUCUUAACUAUAGAGUUCUCCUGCCAAGGAUAGCCCAACGUCCGACCAGUAUACCAAUGCUUUUAGAUGCUGUAAGCAUAGUACAUUGCACCUAUGCUCCUUGCACAGGACAUAGGGCAUAAAGGUGAUGUAUGAAUGCAGUUUCCCAGAACUUCUCAGCUGCCAUUCAGAACACUGCUAUCACUCUGUCUGAAUGCCCUUUGCUGUGCUUAAUACCUAGCCAUCCGAUAAGUGCCCCAUUGGGGUCUUUUUUCUGUUUUGUUUUAUUUUGGUUACCUGAAGUUGAUGUCAUCCAAGAAGGGAAAAUCAGUGUGGGAGACGGAUUCCCAAAAAAUAUAGUCACAAACAGUCUCUCUUGUUUGGGUGCUUCCCAUGACUCUACCUCCUGUAGUAUUUGCAAGGUGUUUGUGCCCAAGACCGUUAAAUGGUCAGGGAAGACGAACUGCUUCUGUCUUGAAAACCAGUGGCUUAAGCAUUUAGCUCUGGUUAGCAUGGUGGACUCCAUUAACCCCAAAGUACUCCUGCUGGGUAAGAAGGCCAAGAAAUCUUGGCCAGAUUCUUUGGCUGUCUAUCCUCCACCAGAUGUCUCUCUAGAAGUGGGUGAUAGCUAUGUAGGCCAUCCAUUGGCUACUUCGGAUUCCUCCUUUCCAUGUCCUCUUGAGGCUUUGCAGGCAUCUGCUCUCGAUGUUGAGGGUGAACUGCAGUUGAUUAUCUCAGAGGGCCCUAGAUGGAUUCUGGUCAUGCAAGAGGUCCUAGGUAAACUUACUGCAUGUCAUCAGGGUUCAGAACCUCCAGUGUUUGUUACAGCUGACAUCCCUAACUAGAAAAAAACAGAAGCCUAAACAUACAUCUGUACAUCCUAAGGACCCUCGAAGGGAAUGGCAGGAGUUUACUCAGUGCCUGUUUAAUGCCUUGAUGACCCUGAAGCUUCCCCAUGGGGUUUGUGCCUAUUCCCCACUUGGACUUCAUCUCCUUCCAGAGUGCCCAGGGAACCUGAUUCCUCAGAUGAGGUUUCUAAGUCUGAUGAAGGGUCCUGGUCUUGCUCUUCCGAGAUGCCUUCUCCUCUGGUUUAUGGAUCUGUUGAAGAGAAGUCCAUUCGCCCUGCAUCCCCUUUUGAGGAGCUAUCUUUUUGGGGCACAGUUGCCAGAAUGAUGGAAUAUUUUAAGUGGAAUUCUUCUCAGGUGUCUGACCUCCAGAAGCGGUAUUAUGAGUUGCUUCCGGUGGACACCCUAAAAUCUUCUGCAGCACCUGCUGUAUUUGCUGCUUUGUCACCUUAUAGCUGCUUCUAAGACUCCUGAUUCUCAGCCCCCUGGUCCUAAAAAACCCGACAUGUUUUAGAAGGCUCCUGAGGAUUGUCAAUUCCUGUUUGCGUCCUUCUGUUGAUCUUGCUGUAUUGUCAGUCUCCUGUGGCAGGCCUUCUAAGUUUUUUUUCCAUUUACCAAGCUCCUGCCUUCAUAUAAAGAUAGUAGGGCUAUGGAGAGGAUCAGAAAGAAGGUUUAUACUGCUGCCACCUUGGCCUUUAGGGCCACUAACACCAGGCCCUGCAUGACCAGGUAUGCUUUGACCUUGAUCGCACAGACUUGUCAGGUUACUUCUGCCAUGCCUGAUUCUGAAGGAAAGUCUUCUGCUCUCUCUGUUUUGGGUUGUACCUUUUGGUUCUGCUCUCUCUGUUUUGGGUUGUACCUUUUG